CCUCCGUACGGCGGGAUGGCGGCGGCGCCGCGUUGCGGGGGGCGGCGGCGGCCCGGAGCCGUCCUGCUGCGGCUGCUGGCGGUGCUGCUGCUGGCGGGCGCGGCGGGCGCCGGGCAGCGCUCCAAAUGGCGGCUGCCGGUGCUCCUGGGGAAGAAGUUUAACUUUGGGAAAAUUCUCUUCAGCAACACCACCAUUUUCCUGAGAUUUGAAGGCGAUGAAAAAGCUUGUGAUCCCUCCUUAGGUUUCAAUGUUACUUGGUACUUAAGAUAUUCUGACUGCUACAAUGAAGUCUUCAACUUCGGGGAUGAACAAGCAGAUAACUAUUUUGGGACCACAGCUGAAGAGCAUCCGGGUUGGUCGGGAUACUAUGCCACUGCUUCUCUUCUCUUUCCAAACUGCUCUGAGCUCUUCAGGCCUCAGAUUUUCUAUAAAGAAUUUGUUCAUCCAGAACCUCUCUCCCCUGAGAAACAAGAGGGCUUGAAAGAUAAGAAGGAGAACACAGGAAAUCACACAAUGGUGACCGAUAAAACUGCAAUGAAUGCUGUUAUCAAAACUUGGCGAGAUGGGCCAUAUAUAUUUAUUGUGCAAAUUGGAAGUACAACUGCAAAGGAUUCUAUUACCAGAGUUAAAAGAAUGGAGAGGACAACACCUUCCUCAUAUCAAAAUAAGCUCUUUACAAUGACAGUAGAACUGAAGGGGCCGUAUGAGUAUCUCUCACUUGCAGACUAUCCUCUGAUGAUUUUUUUCAUGGUGAUGUGUAUUGUGUAUGUAUUCUUCGGGGUUCUAUGGCUUGCAUGGUCAGCCUGUUACUGGCGAGAUCUCCUGAGGAUCCAGUUCUGGAUUGGUGCUGUUAUUUUCCUGGGAAUGCUCGAGAAAGCAGUUUUCUAUGCAGAAUUCCAGAAUAUUCGCUACACAGGAGAAUCUGUUCAAGGAGCAGUAAUACUGGCAGAACUACUCUCUGCUGUGAAGCGCUCAUUGGCUCGAACUCUGGUCAUCAUAGUCAGCCUGGGAUAUGGCAUAGUCAAGCCUCGCCUUGGAGUUACUCUUCACAAAGUAGUUAUGGCUGGAGCCCUUUAUCUGUUAUUUUCUGGCAUGGAAGGUGUUCUUAGAGUCACAGGGUUUUUCUAUGACACUGUGGCUCUGAUAGCAAACUUGGCCCUGUCCAUGAUUGAUGCCUGUAUUAUUUUGUGGAUAUUCAUCAGCUUAACUCAAACAAUGAAGCUGCUAAAACUUCGAAGGAAUGUUGUGAAACUCUCUUUGUAUCGGCACUUCACCAACACACUCAUCUUGGCAGUAGCAGCAUCUAUUGUAUUUAUCAUCUGGACCACCAUGAAGUUCAGGCUGGUGGACUGUCAGUCGGACUGGCAGGAGCUAUGGGUGGAUGAUGCCAUCUGGCGUUUAUUGUUUUCAAUGAUCCUUUUUGUCAUCAUGAUUCUGUGGAGACCAUCUGCUAACAACCAAAGGUUUGCUUUCUCACCACUGUCAGAAGAAGAGGAUGAUGAUGAGCAGAAAGAGCCAAUGUUAAAGGAAAGCUUUGAGGGAAUGAAAAUGAGAAGUACAAAGCAAGAACCAAAUGGGAAUGUAAAAGCAAACAAAGCUCAAGAGGAUGACCUGAAGUGGGUAGAGGAGAAUGUUCCUUCAUCAGUGACAGAUGUUGCUCUUCCAGCUCUUCUGGAUUCAGAUGAGGAAAGAAUGAUUACACACUUUGAAAGGUCCAAAAUGGAAUGAAGGAGUAGCUUUUUGCUGUUGGAAGUGGAGACGCCUCUUUUAAAGUUGCUUGGUGGAGCAAGUGCAUCCUGCUGAUUUGUUUCUUGAUCUCGGCCUUGAAAGUUUGCUUUACUGUCAUGGAGGGUGUCUUGCUGUGGAAGAAGUUCACAAGGACAUUAUAAACCUUUUGGAAAUUUGAAUUUACGAAGUUGCUGCAAGUUUGGAUUUUUAAGCAAUUUACAUAUGUACUAUUCCAGCACCUUCUGUAACUUUUCAAAUAUUUAAUCUGUGAAACUAAAAUUCCUAAUGUCUGCUUGAGGA
This is a messenger RNA of Empidonax traillii (willow flycatcher), 2028 nucleotides long. RefSeq names its product transmembrane protein 87A (gene TMEM87A). NCBI's taxonomy places the organism in Eukaryota, Metazoa, Chordata, Aves, Passeriformes, Tyrannidae. Gene Ontology annotation, biological process: retrograde transport, endosome to Golgi. The coding region runs from base 16 to 1728 and encodes 570 amino acids. Gene Ontology annotation, cellular component: Golgi cisterna membrane; Golgi apparatus. The transcript has 20 exons. The record is from RefSeq and is a predicted model, not a curated record.